GCUGCUGCUGCUGCAGACUGGACAGGGCUUGCAGGGCGGAAAGUGCCUCCUGCCUUCAAGAAGAAGAAAAACUAAAAUCCCCUUUCGUCUCCCUUCAACGGGCUGGCCGGAGCCUCCCAGCUCCUCCAUCGGCUCUGACAGACUGCCUCUCCCAACUCCAGCAACCCCACGAUCCGGACUUCACCGAAAAGCCUCCCGACUCCAAGCCUCCAUCCGCCAUUUUCAGCAGAUGGAAAGCAGGUAGAGCAUAAAACCCCCAAGCCCCCGGUCCCAAACAAACGCAGUGCGGAUCAUGGCUUGCACUGGAGGGUCAGUGGAGUGUCUGGAGGAAAUUCCUCCUCACGUGUGGAGCGGCUUGCCGGACUAUCUCAAUCUCGGACCAUCAGCCAUAAAUCCGAGCCGCAUCGGUGUUUGGGCCACAAAGGUGAUCCCGAAGGGGAAGCGGUUCGGUCCGUUUAUGGGAGAGAAGAAGAAGAGGUCCCAGGUGACCAGCAAUGUUUACAUGUGGGAGGUUUAUUUCCCGGCUCGGGGAUGGAUGUGCAUCGAUGCCACAGACCCCCUGAAGGGGAACUGGCUCCGGUACGUGAACUGGGCUCGUUCCAGCGAGGAGCAGAAUCUGUUUCCUCUGGAGAUCAACAGAGCCAUUUACUACAAAGUUUUGAGGCCAAUCGGGCCGGGAGAGGAGCUGCUGGUGUGGUACACGGUGGAAGACAACCCCGAGAUAACAGCUGCACUGGAGGAAGAAAGAGCCAGCAGAAGGAGCUCACCCAGGUCGAAACGAGCCAGAAGAAAGUUGGUGGAGAAAGCCCGACAGGCUGGUUUGGGUGGAUUCAAGAAAACAAGUGGAACCAAAACUACUGUCAGGGAAAUGUGGGAGGGGGGAGAAGGAGUGAAGGAGGAGGGCGAGAGACCAUCAGGGACCUCUCAGGAACUCCACCCGUUAGGAAACACGAACCACAAGCAUUCGCGGGACAUGUCGGCGCCAGCGAAGGACGGGGGCAAUUGCGAGGAAGAGGAGGAAGAAGAAGAGGAGGACGAGGAAGAAGACGCACGGGACGCGCAGAGCAAAACCUCCAAGCAGCAAUCCGAGCCGUCCAGCUCGUCGUUAUCCGGCAGCGGAGAAAGCCAUAAGGAUCCGGAGGAAAGCCCCCCGCUGGCCCAGCGGGACGGGGACCCUGAGCCCGACCCCGACGUGGAGCUGGAGGAGGAUCUGCAAGAGGAAACGUAUCCCUGCGACCACUGUGAGCGCCACUUCUCCUCCAGACAGGGCCUAGAGCGCCACGCACACGUCCACGGCAUCAGCAGCCAACAAGCACAAGUGUUUAAGUGCCGCUACUGCAAUAAGGCUUUCAGCUCGCAGGUGGGGCGCCGGCGGCACGAGAGGAGGCACGAGAACGGCUCGAAGAAGAUCCCCGGCUCGCAGGCCGGAGUCGCCGGCCUCCUCAGUCCCGCAGCGCAGGCCGACUCCAGUCCCGACUGCACCAGCCCGACCAUCCAGUACAUAGCCAUAGGGUCCCAUUUUACCGGGGCACAGCUGCAGAUCACCGAGCUGCAGAGAAAGGAGCCGGACCCCCACGCCGAUCGGCCCUCGAUGUUCGACGAGAACGGGGAGUCAAAGGAGCUCCAUCCCUGCAAGUACUGCAACAAGGCGUUCGGCACGCACACCAACAUGCGCAGGCACCAGCGCAGGAUACACGAGCGCCACCUGCUGCCGAAGGGCGUUCGCAGGAAAGGCAUGCUGCUGCAGGAGGCGGCGCCGCAGGCGGGCCGGUCCCCCGGCACCAGCCCCCCUCCGGUCUACAUGCCCAGCGCCGACACGGAGGACGAGGCCGACAGGGACGACUACGCCGUCGACAUCUCCAAAAACAUUUCCGAAAACCUCAGCUUCUACAUCGACGGCAAGAUCGUGUCGACGAGCGCGGCGAGCAGCUGCGAGGUGAUAGAGGUGGACACCCGGUCGGCGGCUCUGUUCGGUCUGGACACGGUCGUCCUCAGCCCCAAUCAGAUCAGUCAGGCUCUGAAGGUGGAGGCCAGGAUGAGCGCCGCCAAGCCCCUCUCCAGCAACGAGCAGUCGGCGGCAAAGAGGAGAACCUCGACGCCCCCUCUGGUCACCGGCCUGAAGGUGGAGACGGAAACCUCUCCGUCCCCGUCGUCCUCCACGUCUUCCUCGUCCAACUUGUUGGUGGGGGGGCUUUUCCAGCAAGAUCCCUCGACGCUGCAGAGGGAGAAGACCAUCUAUCUGUCGCCUAAACUCAAACAGCUCCUCCAGACGCAAGACUUCCAGAAAUCGACGCUGGCGCUCAUCACGGAGAGCCACAGGCUGGCCUCGCUUCCAGGAGCGUCGGGGAAGUUCAAGAGGAGGACGGGCUCCCCGCCUGCGUCCCCGCAGCUCAGUCCGGCAGCAAAAACCGACGGCUGUAAAGCAGAAGCGGGCGGCGGAAACGUCCUCAAGGUGCCAAAGCUGGAAAGCCACAGCGUGCCGCCGCCCGAAAGCUUCCUGGACGAGGACGACGAGGAUUCUCCCAGCUCCUCCGGCGAUCAGGCCUCCUCCAGCGGCGGCGGCGGAGGAGGAGGCGCCUGCAACCAGCAGCCCUUGGAUCUGUCCAGCUCGGUGGGCAGACGGGGCGACGGCGCCGACCAGGCCGCCGGAGACUCCGCUCUGGAUCUAAGCGUGCAUCGGAAAGCCGCGCCGGAGCCGGAGGUAAAGGGGAGCGCUGCGCCGCUGACGAAGAAGAAGAAGCCAAACACCAGCAUGCUGGAGAAGGUGCUGAUGAACGAGUACGUGGGUCUGACGUUGCCGGGCGACGAGGGGCCCUCCGCCCUGGCCAACCUCAGCUGCUUUCGUACUCAGUCGCCGAGCGUCGCGUCGGACUCCGCCCACCCGUCCCCGCCCUCCCUCACCCCGGUCACAAUAAACCCCUCCUCGCCCAGCUCCUCCAGCGUAACCUCGCCCACGCCGCCUCCUCCCGUCCUCCCCACCAUGCCGUCGCCCCCGACGCUGCCCAGCUCCCCGCAGCCUCCCGACUCGCCCGCCCCGAGACCCCUCCCCGUCCUCUCACCAAAAAUGUCCCCCAAAGGCGACGAGCGCCAGCCUCCGUCGGGUUCGGACGAACGCUUCUCGGCCGAGGAAGACCAGGACGAAGAUGUUUUAGAGCCCCAGGAUUACCCAAGCACUCCACCUAGAAGUCCUCCUGCUCAGCCAGCAGCACCGACUCCUCCGGCCGAGGAAGAGGAUGACGCUCCUCUUCCUGCAGCCUGUCGCAGCCUAUCAAACGGCAGCUUAUCGCGGGACGCUGCUGAGGAAACAAAGACGUCUGUGAAAGCUGACGUCGCUGCUCUCUCCCCUCAACCAGGACCGCCGUCGUCCUCUGAGUCGCCUCCUCCCGAACCACACGAGUCGUCUCCACCCGCGGUGUUGGACCCGCUCCCUCAGGCUAAAGUGAAAGAGGAGCCUCUGCAGGAUGAAGACGACUCGCCCGUCGCCAACCACUCGCCCGCCGCGGCCGCCGACUCCCCGCCUCAGCCCGCCGCUCCCGACAAGCUGUCCGACAAACCCCCGGAGGCCGAGGAGCCCGACUCCACCUACUGCAAGACCUUCGUGUGCAACGUGUGCGAGGAGCCGUUCGACUCCAUCAAGGAGCUCAGCGGGCACAUCCCGGAGCACGCCGCCGCCUGGCCCUUCAAAUGCGAGUUCUGCGUGCAGCUGUUCGGCGACGAGGCGUCCGUGCUGGCCCACCGGACCACGCUGCACGGCGUGGGCCGCAUCUUCCUCUGCUCCGUCUGCUCCAAGGAGUUCGCCUUCCUCUGCAACCUCCAGCAGCACCAGAAGGACCUGCACCCCAACGAGGCGUGCUCGCACACCGCCGUCGAGAGCGGCAAGCUCAGGCCGCAGAAUUACACCGACCCGUCCAGAGCCAAGGAGGAGAGCGCCCCGUCGACGCCGGCGCCGGGAACGCCGGGCGAAAGCGACACGGCGGUGAAGGAGGAGGCCGACGUGAACGGAAACAACGCGGAGGACCCCAACGAGGAGCUGUACACUACAAUAAAGAUCAUGGCCUCAGAGGGAGGCAAGCCCAAAGGUCCCGACGUCCGCCUCGGCAAAAAUCAACACUACCCCAGCUUCAAGCCGCCUCCUUUCCCCUACCACAGCCGCUCCCACGCCGCCUCGGUGGCCUCCGCUACCAACUUCACCACCCACAACAUACCGCAGACCUUCAGCACCGCCAUCCGCUGCACCAAGUGCGGCAACAGCUUUGACAACAUGCCCGAGCUGCACAAGCACAUCCUGGUCUGCGCCAACGCCAGCGACAAGAGGCGUUACACGCCCAAGAAGAACCCCAUCCCCCUGAAGCAAAUCGUGAAGAGCCCCAACGGGGUGGUGGCGUCCACAGUGGCGGCGGCGGCGGCGGCUGAAGUGGCGGCGGCGGCGUCAGAGGCCGUCGCCGGCCAGAGUCCCUUCCGUCGGAUGGGGCAGCCGAAGAAACUCAACUUCAACCAGGAGACGGGAAAAACGAAACUGAGCGCCCUCAGCAAGAAGAAAAACCAACUCGUCCAGAAGGCGAUCUCGCAGAAGAACAAAGCCGCCAGCACCGCCAAGAAGGCCGCCGUCAAAGUGGAGGAGGAGGCGGCGGCGGCGGCCUCCAGCGUCUGUCCCCACUGCAGCCGGGAGUUCACCUACACGGCCAGCCUGAACAAGCACAUGGCCAUCAGCUGCCCCAUGAGGCCCGUUGUUGCUGCUAAGAAGGGCAAGAAGGGUUCGGCGGAGGUGAAAAAGGAGCCGGUUAUUGUGGAGAAAAACACAAAUAAGAAGAAACCUUCAGAAGAGGACGCGCACGCCGUGCCAGAGGCUAAGCCGCCAGGCAAGAGACGAGCCCGUGGUUUGACCGCAGCCGAGCCAGAACCCGCCGAGGCGAGCAAAGGAAAGCCUCCUUCUGCAGUGGGUCGAUUAAAAAGGCCCGCCUCGCUCUCUGCGCCCGUUUCCCCCCGCAAGAAAACCAAAAAGGCCCCAGCUCAGGCUCUACCUCCUCCACCUCCUCCUGCGCCAGACACUCCCAGCGACGCAGCGCAGCGGCCAGCCGCCAGAAUGCAGCGUAUGGGUAAAAAGCCAGCAGCCAAGAGGUCAGCGGAGGUCAAGCCACCGCCAACGCCGCCUCCUCCGCCACCUGCAACGCAGCUGAAGAAAGACGAGCGGCUCUCCCUCAGGAAGAGGAGCAGAGCAGGCGGACCGGUCACCAGGAGCUCGCAGAUGGCCAACGCCGCUCCUCCUGCUGAGGUGAAGACCGAGGAGCAGCCGGUGCCGGAGACGAAAGACCCCCAGGAGGUGACGACGAAGUAAGCCGCGCUGAGCCGUGUCACGUUUCGCUCUGAGACGCAGGGGUCCCCUACCAGGCGAACCCUUCGGCCUCAUCAAGGCACCGGGGACCGAGGCGGUUUUAUCCGUCUAAGCUCGGUCUGCCUGUGUCGGCUGCCUUUCCUGGACCUGAAGGCGGGGAAACCCUCCUUAUCUUCCACUUAUCUUACGAACUGAACUGAGCCUUGAAUUCUGCCCAGCCUUGCAAAAAAAAAAAACACAACAACAACGACAAAAAAACAGGAUACUGUAGAUUAUGGUGACAUAAUAUGAACAAUCUGUGUCAUACUCGACCCAAAACCGUGAGAUUAGGGCUUUGUUUUGUUUUGUAAACUGAUCUAUUGCAAAUGGCAAUCAUGUGUCAGAUGGGGGAGACUUCACGAUUUCUUUUGUUCUGUAUUUUUUUUUUUUUUUUUUUUUUUGGGGUUAAGUUUUUGAUUCUCCUAAUGCAUGUGCUGAAUAGAGGAAAAACUAGAUUGAACCAGUCCUUAUGCGUCUCCCUGUGGGCAGUACUUAAGUUUAAAGAUGAUUUGCAAAGUAUGUAUGUUUUGAUUUUUUUUUUUUAUAUAUAUAUAUAUAUUUCUAGCCUCUAUAUUGUAGAAUAUAUCUCAUUGGCUAUUAUUGUUUGGGGAAACGAACCUCAAAACGGCAGCAAACAAUGUUUUUUUUUCUGCAGCAACCGGUCCUCAGGAACACUGUCUAAGCGUGUGGGUAGGUAUUGUUAUGGUUGGGUGUGCAGCCAGACCGCGCUUCCUCCGUGUCUGCGUCUCAAACGUGUCAUGUUUUUAUUAUUUUUUUUUGUUUUGCUUCGGUUUGACUUUUAUCAGACGUUAGCAGGUGACUCCCAGAGUGAAAUGAUGGGAGGCCUGUUGUGAUCUCCUUUUUUUUAAAUAUCUGUCACUCAAACAGCCCGAUGUUCCUACAGCACUUUAAAACAAACUGCCAAAUCUUUAAGCUGGAUCAGCGAGACGCGCGCGUCUGAGGUGUGUGUGCGACGCGGCGCGCUCUCCUCUGCAGACGUUGGUAGCGUGCCCAAAAAACACGACGCAAGACUAAUCUUUGAGUGCAACUUCUGCAGCCUUUUCUGUAAGCAAAUUUCUAAACUGGCGUCUACGUCGAGGUAUUUAAACGCGCGAACGUGGCACAUUUUUCUACUCCGUGACAGAAAGGCGUUCAGCCAGAUGUCCGCGGACGUUAUUUUUUUAAAUUCAGGAGCCACACUAACUGCUGUGAGGACGGAAUAUGGUUUUGUUUCCUGGAGUAUGUUUGAAUUUGUUUUGUGAAUGGAAAUAUUUGUAUUUUUCGGGUUCAGUACUCACCUUUUUUCGAUCAUAAUCUUGCCCAGAUGUACCACAGAGAAAGCGAGGGGGAAUAAAAUAAAUAAAAUAAAAUAACCCAAGCAGUGCUUAAAAGCUCGUAGCAUUUGUUUAGAAAUUAAUUGGACAAUUAAGAAUUGAAGCUAAUUUAUAUUUCCAUGAAAAUUAUGUUUUUUCCUCUCAGCAUUGAGAUUAUGUAUUUAAGGAUGAACAAAGACAAAAAAAUCCCAAAUGACCUCAAGUGAAAUGUUGUAAUUAAAAUUAUAAAUAAAAAGAAGUUUUUCAA
Molecule: messenger RNA, 6952 nt
Organism: Fundulus heteroclitus (mummichog)
Lineage: Eukaryota; Metazoa; Chordata; Actinopteri; Cyprinodontiformes; Fundulidae
Gene: prdm2b
Product: PR domain containing 2, with ZNF domain b
Exons: 8
Coding region: 293-5335 (1680 amino acids)
Cellular component (GO): nucleus
Molecular function (GO): histone methyltransferase activity; protein binding
Source: RefSeq, a predicted model, not a curated record